AUGAGUGUCGGGCUACAGCAUUUCCCUUCAGUCAUAGACAAGGACAGGGAUGCAUCAGCAUUGAUCGACCACGAGCAGCCCGUGGCACCAGCCCCAUCUCAGAUCAGCUCAGCGGACAAGGUCGCGGCAUAUCAAGCAGCUCUGGCAGAGGCAGCCCAUAAAGCUGCUGCCUCGGGCAAGUUCCGCCGCGAUUCUUCACCACCAGCACCUGCCGAGUUGACCAUCACAUCACCAACAACGGGCUCUCAGCCAAGUACUGCUGACCACAACAAUCGAGAUCCUGCUUUUGAUGACUAUGAUGACUAUGACAAUUACAAUGAUGACGAUCUGGGAAACGGCCUGGACGACUAUGACUUCGACGAUGACGCGAUCAUUGCUGAAGCGAAUGCCAGCGCGCUUGCUAAUGACUCCGAUGGCUUCUACGGUCAGGAGUUCGGCUUCUACUCGGCUCCGGCACAGCAGUCGCAUCACGCUCAUCACGGAUCCACCUCGUCAAAUUCAUCUUCUCUAAGUGCGCAGAAUCUCUACGAGUAUUCAAACGGUGGAUUCUUUGGCCCCUCGGGAGUCAACCGCAGCACGAGCGGUCGGGUGGUCAGCCGUGAGCCCAAUUUGACACCAAUCACUGAGCGGUCUGAAUACUCGAACCGCAACUCGAUCAUGAGUCUCACGCUGCCGCCCGCCAUUGGUUCAGAAGGCCGGAAUUCUGGCUCCCUCCAGUCGCCUGGUCUGGCGCAGUUGGCAAUGAUGGCUGAUGACAGUGACAUGUCACUCUCUGCACUGCUACGUCUACGCAACAAGACUUGGGGUGGGAGUCAAGCAAGUCUUGUUAGCUCACCGAGGGAUCAAAGCCCACGAUCCGAUCGUGCCGGACCGGGCGAGCGCGGAGAUGGCGCUGCAAGUCCCUGGGGCAUUCCCAGUGCCGGCGGCUAUCUUGGUGUUGCGAACCACGGUCGCAAGAACUCUGCCUUCUCGCUUUGGAGUAACUCGGACGCCGGGAGCGGCAGCGGGAGCCCAACCAUGACAAUGAACAUGGCUUUCCCAAGCAUCCCAGCCCACUCGGCAGCGCCCGUCAACAUCAUGCCAUCACCAAUCUUCUCCCCGCCCGCUCCUCCCGCACAGCAGCCGUCUCCAGUGCCACAGUGCCCACCAGUCUUUGAAGACGAGGAGAUUCACGACGAUGCGCCGCCGAUAGAGAACAGCAGCAUGUCCAACUCGGGCUUGUGGAUGAAGAGUCCAAGCGAAACGAGCCACACCAACAUGAUAUCGCCCAUCUCACCAACCGUGGCGUCAGGUCCGAGCAGACGGCCGGGUAUGGGGCAUCGCCACAAGGGCUCUGCGGAUAGCAUCUCGUACAUCAAGGAGGAAGACAGCGGCGAGACGCGCUGGGUGGUCGAGCGCCGCCGCACAGCAGAGACGGGGGAGGUGGAGAUUUUAGGAAGAGAAGUCCUCGAGGGCGGGCGGAUAUAG
Phaeoacremonium minimum UCRPA7 is the source of this 1467-nucleotide messenger RNA. RefSeq lists its product as hypothetical. The transcript has a single exon. The record is from RefSeq and is a predicted model, not a curated record. Bases 1 to 1467 code for a protein of 488 amino acids. NCBI's taxonomy places the organism in Eukaryota, Fungi, Ascomycota, Sordariomycetes, Togniniales, Togniniaceae.